CCAGGAUCAGACUAGGUCGAUUCGAACACAUCCCUUGACGAUUGACCAAAAUGGUGGACUAUUCAACAGUUUGUAAAUCAAAACAGAAAUUUAAAAUCAUUUGCUAGCGAAUUCAGAAGUACGACUCACAGUUUUCAGAACAAUGGAAGAGUUAAGCAUUACAGACUUUGAUUUUAGUGAAGACGAAAUAUUAGGUGAACUCAACAGACUUGGUUACCACAAUGUACCUAAAGCAAAGUUGAAGGAAUUUCAAAGAGAUUUAAAAUUGUUAAUACACAAUGAUAAAAGUAAUUCUAUAAAUACUAGUCUAUCAUCUGAUUAUCAUGAUAAAACUACAGAUGAUGAAUUUAGUCCACCUCUCAAGAUAGAUAUAAGUAAUACCAAUGCAAAUGCUGGAAGUCGUGACAAGACAGUGAAAAUCAGCAGAGAUCUCGAAAAAGAGCACAAUUCUGGAUAUGAAAGGCCGGCUUUUGUUACAGGUCAACCAUCCAGAGGUCACAGUUUAUAUAGUAAACCACAUAUACGAGAUGAUGUAUCUGAAACUGAUUCAGAAUGUAGACGUAUGGUCAAACGCAAAACAGUCAGAAAGAAUGAGAAAGGAACCAGAUAUAUUGAUGAAUCUAUGACAGAGAGUGAUGCAGGAAGUGUUAUUGAUGCACAUGAAAGAUUAGAGCGAAUGAGAUUAAGAGAUUUUGAUCGUGCAUCAACAGGUAGAAGAUCAAGAUUAUCACAUAGUGAUGAUGAAGAGCCACCAUAUCGAUUAGCUGAUGACGACCCUCGUCCUGCAUCUGUCAUCCUACGUCGUUCAGAACAUCCUCAUACCAAAAACCUUCGCAAAUCAGAUCCUGUUGCAAAAUAUCAACAGUUUAAACAAGUGUGGCAGUCUUUCCGAGCUCCAGGAGAACGAGAUCAUAAAAAUUUACGCUGGAAUAUAAGAGAACGGAUGUUAGCCCAGGAGGUACCAGAUAAGAAAAGUCACAGAGUAUUUGUCCAGAAUAAAUAUGUUGUACCAACAGAAAAACAGCGGAAAACUCUACGAUGGCAAGUUAGGAUGGAUAUGGCUCAAGGUGUGAAACCAACUAGUGGAUUUUUUCAUGAAUACUGAUAACAAAUUUCAUCUCAUUGUGUGUCAACAGGAAUAACAUUAAGUGCAACCAAUUGUUGAAAGGCUUCAAAUAUGGAUACUAAUUAUUAUAAAAUAUAAUAGGAUAGUUUUCUGUGAGUAAGCUAGUCACUGGUAACAUUUAUAUACAGCGUAAGUAAAUAUAUUGAGUUGUGUGAAAUUUGAUAAGAAAGUUCAUAUGUCUUUUCAUAUAGUCAAUCAAUAUUAAGCCUGUAUGGUCUUUGGACAUUUGUGAUAUGUGAUAAUAUGUUCAUAAAUAAACUUUGAAAUUAACAGCUAUUUUUCAUUCAUCAUUGAACUGCAUGACAUUAUGUACAUAUUAGAGAUAGUAUAUAAAUAAAGCAUGUAGAUUUAUUGUGUACAUUUUUAAUUUAUUGUAUUAUAAUAAAAGCAAAUU
Molecule: messenger RNA, 1520 nt
Organism: Patella vulgata (common limpet)
Lineage: Eukaryota; Metazoa; Mollusca; Gastropoda; Patellidae
Product: centriolar and ciliogenesis-associated protein HYLS1
Exons: 8
Coding region: 143-1105 (320 amino acids)
Biological process (GO): cilium assembly
Cellular component (GO): centriole; non-motile cilium
Source: RefSeq, a predicted model, not a curated record